Phycomyces blakesleeanus NRRL 1555(-) is the source of this 1137-nucleotide messenger RNA. RefSeq lists its product as hypothetical. The transcript is spliced from 5 exons. NCBI's taxonomy places the organism in Eukaryota, Fungi, Mucoromycota, Mucoromycetes, Mucorales, Phycomycetaceae. Bases 1 to 1137 code for a protein of 378 amino acids. The record is from RefSeq and is a predicted model, not a curated record.
AUGCUUGUUGGAGCACUUGCCAAAAUUGUCUGUAUGCUUGAUGUUAAAGCUAAUCGUUCUAAACAAAGGAACAAGAAAAAAAAGCUUGCAAGAAUUGAUUUAGAGGCACUAAGUGAUGAUACGUGCAAGAAAGAGUUUAGAUUUACUCUAUCUGAAAUCAAGGCAAUGUGUGCUACAAUGAACCUGCCUUUAUAUUUAGAAUUUAAACAUAGCAAAAGUUACACUGUCCGUGUUGAAAGAGAAUUUGCUUUCGCUUUGGUUUUGUACUGGUAUACUUUCCCACAAAAAUACACUACAAUGAAAAGCGUAUGGGGCAUGUCUGCCAAGACACUGGGUUUAAUAGUGAACAAGUUCACAGAAUUGUUGCGAAAUAAAUUCAAAAAUGAACUCGAGUUUGACACUCGCCAGUUUUCUUCUGAAAACUGUAAGACCUUCCCAAAUGUUGUUGGCUUUGUGGAUGGCACUAUGCAAAAAGUUUCCCGUCCAAGUUCUUAUGAAGAUCAGAAACUGAUUUAUAACGGCUGGAAGCAUAUACAUUGCAUUAAGUAUCAGGCUAUUGCAACACCCAAUGGUAUUACUAGCAGCUUGGUUGGUCCGUUUAUUGGAUCCACUCAUGAUGCUAGAAUAUUUGACGAGUCAAAAACAUUAGAUUGUCUAAUUGUGCAUCUUGAUCAUAUUUCCAAGGAUGACAAUGUUCUAUUCAAAUAUGUAGUAUACAGAGAUAUGGCUUACCCUAAAUCAGAUAAAGUCUACAAACCUUUUCCUUUAAGUGAAGCCAACAAUGAUAAGCUGAAAAAAAUCAACAAGUCAAUAAGAAAAACCAGAAUUCAAGUCGAGAUAGAAUUUGGAAAGGUGUCGCAGUUAUUUAAAUUCUGCAAGUACAACUAUGGAAUAAAGAUAUUUGCAAACACAAAGCCAGCAACAAUAUACAUCCUGUCAAAUCUUUUCAAGAACUUCCAUAUGUGUAUUAAGGGCUCAGCAGGCUCUAAACUUUUUAAGCUUCAGCCGCCAAAUAUCCAUGAUUAUAUCAAAGGUCUUAUGCAUGAAUACCAACCAGAAGACACUAUUGAUAACUACAAAACUAUUUUGAACAAUGCAUCAAAUUUAGUAGAAACCGUCACUGUUCCUGAUAACUAA